Molecule: messenger RNA, 2391 nt
Organism: Filobasidium floriforme
Lineage: Eukaryota; Fungi; Basidiomycota; Tremellomycetes; Filobasidiales; Filobasidiaceae
Exons: 8
Coding region: 1-2391 (796 amino acids)
Source: RefSeq, a predicted model, not a curated record
AUGAUGCGCGACGGCGCAUUUCGACUGCAACAGGCCGCCAGUGCCCUCGGAAAACCCCUUGAACCCUGUUCUGGCGCCAUGAAGAACACUCAGGGGUUGCUGUGCCAGCACGACUUUGCUCAAUUAUUGGCGCCGGGGAGUUUGCACCCCUUAGUUAACCCCGCCACAAUUCAUCCGUUCUGGCACCUGCGUUCGCAAUGGGAAUUGCAGGAAGAAGCCAAAGUCUUCGCCACGCAAUGGGCCGAGAGAACUUUGGCGUCGGGAACUUUCUACGAUCAUUACGAUGAGAUUGAUCUCAUCCCCCUGCCUCGUCUGCAGGCUGACAUUGGGAUGGUACCACAAAAUGAGUACCUCCUCGAUGGCGCCGGAAUAUCUCGCGAGAUGGAUCCCGACGCUCGAAUUAUCCAGGAACCUCUUAAUCGACCGCAAUUGGUCAGACAGAGAGAGAAGCGGCUGGCGAAGGAGCGAACUGUGCAGGAAAUUCGAAACAAUUUGGGGGCGGCGGAAGAUAUCGUAGUAAAUCUCACGGCGACAAAUCGUCUCGAAACACGUCAUGAGACUGUCAAGCGACGGAUGAAAGCGACGGAGCUUGCAGCCAAGAAGGCUGCAAAGGCUGCAAAGCCCUGCAAACAUUGCAAGAAACCUGGCCAUACGAUGUCUAAAUGUCCCUAUUAUGCGGAUUCGCAGGCGACCGACAUUCUCCGUGCCCAAGGUUCUCAGGCAUCUUUGCCGGCGCCAAAUACCGCGCGAUUACCUCCCCCGUCAACUCUCCCAGGAUUUAUGGCGCCGUCUAUGCAGAUGCCCCCUUCUAGUUCUCAGGUACCGCCUCCCCAUAUCACACCUAUGUCCCGAGGGCCCUUCGACCGAUCUGCUCCAGUACUGCAUUCGGGGAACUUUAACUACGGAGGAUUUCCCUCGAUAUUCUCCAAUGCCACGCCUUCGUCGUCAAGUCUCCCUGGACUCGCCCCUGCUUCCCAAAACGGCUAUUAUCAAUCACAGUACAACAAUAGCGCCAAAGGACCCCUUUGCUUCCUUGUUCCUGUUGUACUAGUCUUUGACGUCACAUCGCUGAUCAUUCUCGGCUGCGUAGUAUAUUCUAUUCUUUGUUCUAGCGUACUUUUGGCAACGAGCCAAGUGGUAUAUCUUUGUUUGAACAAUGGCGUCGACAACAGCAGCGACGUCAUGACUCUCGAAGUUCCCCCUAGCCCCAACAACAACAACAACAACAACAACAACAACAACAACAUGCCCGCCAACCCCAACGCUGACGCCAACGCCGCCGCCGCCGCUGCCGCCCCCCCCGUCCCCUAUGCCCUCACCAAGAGGGUGCCUACCGAGGAGGAGGAUGCGCUCGAUGCCCCGACUGAGGCCGCCGAACUUCUCCCUGUAAACUUCGACGUCGACCAGAUCGUCGAGCUGGUCGAGGACCUCGAGGACCCGGACCUCAAGAUCUUCAACCCUCGUUGCGGUACGGUCCACGAUUGGUGGAGGAAGAUUUGCGCCGCUCAAGACAAGUGGCGAGCCGCCGAGGCCAACGAGCGAGGUCAGUUUCCGGCGGCGAAAAUCGGCGACGACUGGAAGGCCAUUCGGGCCACCACGGGCGCCUUUAUCGUCCCUCCGAGCGGUGCGAAGCUCGCCUCCAUCAACUUCGACGCCGAGCUCCACAAGGCGUUGAUCAAAGAAGAGGAGCGCAAGUGGCUCCCUGCGGUCCCCCCUGAGGAGUUUAUCGAGUUGAUGGCGCCGAGUCGAACGGGCGGGAUGGACGAACAGGCGGUGAACGGUUGGCUCCAACGAUGGCGUGGCGGCUGGCGCAUCGCCUGUGGCCAUUGCAAGGCCAAAUAUUCGUCGGCGACCGUCCCCCUCCCCGCCUACCAGUUCCAGAACGACGACGCUCGCCAGUUCGUUCUCCCCGCCAACGCUUCCGCGGCCGCCAUCGACGCCAACCCUCUCGCGCUCUGCGUCAAGUACGGGACGCUCGAAAUUUGCCGCUCGACAGUUCCCCUCGUCUCUUCUUCGGCGUUCUCUGCCUGCGGCAGAUGCAAGUCUCUCGGGAAGACCUGCAACGAGGCCGCGGGCGCCACCUUCGACUGGGACAAGGACAUCGACGAGGAUUCGCCAGCGGUGCUCUCCGUCGCCAAAGUUCUUCGGGACUUCGCCUUGGGCCGCAAGCAGCUCGUCGUCGAAAGGACCUCCGCCGCCGCUCACGGUCUCGAGAUUCUUCGCGACGCUGUUUGCCACGGUAACACUGAAGCGAUGGUCGCGGUCGAAGGGGUCGUUCAGCCUCACGAAGGUCAAGACGCCGAGACGACUCGAAUCUUGACGGAGCUAAUUGACGAGGUUAAGGUCGCGGGGCAGAAGGGCAAGGGAAAGUCUCGAGCGGCUAACAACUAG